Messenger RNA from Lycium ferocissimum, 958 nucleotides. RefSeq lists its product as uncharacterized. The transcript has 6 exons. Lineage: Eukaryota; Viridiplantae; Streptophyta; Magnoliopsida; Solanales; Solanaceae. Gene Ontology annotation, biological process: protein folding in endoplasmic reticulum. Bases 102 to 638 code for a protein of 178 amino acids. Gene Ontology annotation, cellular component: EMC complex. The record is from RefSeq and is a predicted model, not a curated record.
ACUUGUCUAAAAAUCACAAAUCAUCGCCGGUACCUAAAUCUCAUCAUCAACAAAACACUGUCUCUGUGUGUGUUGUGUAUGAAGUGAAAAAGGUGAGAGGAAUGGAUAAAGGUAAAGCAGUGAUGGGUAUGGGCCGUAGAUGGGCUGUUGAUUUCACCGAUAAUUCAACAUCUCCUUCAUCUCGUGAUAUCCCUGAUCCCCUUGGUUUCACUCGUGCUUCUCAAGAUCAGGAUGAUUCAACUCUGAGUCGUGAAAAGAAGAAUGCUGAAGCCAAUUGGAAAUCCGCGAAAGCUUGGGAAGUGGCACAAGCGCCUUUCAAGAAUUUGAUGAUGAUGGGUUUCAUGAUGUGGAUGGCUGGAAGCACAGUUCAUUUGUUUAGCAUUGGUAUCACAGUUUCAGCUCUGUUUCAGCCUUUUAGUGCUCUUCAAGGAGUUGGGAAAGUUUUUGAGCCUUACAAGGACAGCAAAGUGGAUCUUCUUGGGCCAAAAUUGGUAUUUAUUGCACUCAAUCUAGUGGGUUUAGGACUGGGCAUCUGGAAGCUUAACACUUUGGGUCUUCUUCCAACUCAUGCGUCAGAUUGGGUUUCAUCCUUGCCACCUGCCCAGGAAGUUGAGUAUUCUGGUGGAGGUUUCCUUUGAAUUGAGGUCUACUGAACAAGGCUGAAGACCUUCAAUUUGGUGAAGAUAGAAGUUACAUUUCUUGAAGCAGGAGUUCGACAAUAUUUUCUUGAUGUAAUUGAGGAUAAACCCGAGAUUCUUAUCGCCCAUUUCUCUCACGAUAUUUAGUAUUAUUGUCUCACAAACUGCAUGACCACUUUUCUAUUGCUCAUCCUCAGAAGCCUAUGUUUGUUGCAUCUGGAAUUAGCCAUGAGUCUUUUUAGAGUAAUGUUUUUUAAGGGAUCACUUUUGUAUCGUGUAGCUGUUGAAUACUUUAUCUAGGAUAGUUGAAAUUCCAAGCA